Messenger RNA from Synchytrium microbalum, 3123 nucleotides. RefSeq lists its product as uncharacterized. NCBI's taxonomy places the organism in Eukaryota, Fungi, Chytridiomycota, Chytridiomycetes, Synchytriales, Synchytriaceae. The record is from RefSeq and is a predicted model, not a curated record. The transcript has 9 exons. The coding region runs from base 1 to 3123 and encodes 1040 amino acids.
AUGGCGGCUUCAGAAGCUCUCUCGGUUUUCCUUGCUGUUGUAGUCGCGGUGCCAACUUCAGACAACGACGUUGCUCCAGAGAAUUCUACAGCCUAUGAUCCAUUGUUCGAUGUUUUUAGCACUGGCAGACAGAGGUUUACGGUAGUUGAAGCGGAAGAUGUGGUUGCUCACGGUCAAGAAUCGUCAAAAACAUUUGAUGUCAACAAUGAUGAUCUAUGUGCGAAAGCACUCAAGUCAUAUAUUCAACGGGUUAUUGAAGAAACUUCAGCUGCCAGAAACGCAAAGGCUGAAGAUCCUGCUGUAACAACCGCUUUAAUGCCUGCUGCAACUCCUGCAGCUGAUCCGAAAGGAGGAAAAAAGCUCGAUCCAAAAGGUGCUCCUGUAAAGGAAUCUUCUAGGCCACCUACCGCAUCACCUUCAAAGGAUGCAUCCAAGAGAGGCAACAAAUUACGAGAUCGUAAAGCUGGAAGGGCUGGUGCCAAAAGCUCUGCCAUAGCGGAUGAGCCCAGUGACGGACCCGAUUGUUACAUAUUAUUGCGAAAACUUCGACCUGAAACGAUUAAGCUAUUCGCUCGUGAUAACAUCCAAAAAGUGGACGCUCUAGUUAUCCUGGAUGGAAUGCCAGCGUCAAUGGGAGGCCUACCGAAACCAGCAACCAAUCUAGCCAAUGUCAAGCACGCCUUGUUAAACGAAGUGAUGCAACUGUCCGCAUCACCUGAAGCCAAUCCAAAGUGGGCAGACACUGCUAUUUGUCAAGUUAAGAUUUCCGACGCAAAAGACAGUUUAGAUGCUUUUAAUACUAUGGCACGAGAAAUCUACACAAUUUUGGCCCAACGCAAGGCUUUCGAAAAUGCAUUCAAGGUUGCCACGAUUGAAAUUCCGAAAAUUAAAUCUGUAAACAAGCGCCCAUUAUCGGGAACUGGACAGGACCUCGCAUCUGUCGUAUCUGCAAUGGUCGCCGAAGUAGCACCACUGGAGGAACAAGAUGCUGUUGAGAUUGACAAGAGUGGCGAUGUCGUACGUCGUCUCCAUCAGCAUCUGGCCGAUAGAGUAGCAAAAAUGUCCUUCGCUCCAUCCGCUGUAGUGUCCAGGUCUUCAGAUAAUGGACUAGUCGACCCCGCAUCCAUCACUUUGUCGAAAAAGCUUCAGCAAGCCGUAAAAUCGUUGCAAUGGAAGGCGGACGACGAGAAAGCUGCCGUGCUAGAGUCAGAAGAAUUCCGCAAGACUACGGGCGUUAUAGGAUCUAGCAGCAUGUCACUUAAACGAUGGAGAACGGAAUUCGAAACCAUUCUAGGUCUGGAAUCAAACAGCUUGGACUCAUAUUGCUGGACUGAAAGAUUGGAUGAACGAGCUACAGUACAAGUGCUGGACUCUGCCAGGCUUUACCUGCAUCAUUCCACAGUUACUCCAUUUUAUGGGAGUCUGUUGGCCUCUGUCUCUCAUUCAGAAAAAGUAAACAUACGAAUGGAUCGGCAGAUUCGAGAGACAGUCGUACCAACCAAGAUAGGAUUCGGAAAAUUCUACCAGAUGUAUAGGAACGGUACCUUGAACGAUGUCUUGCUUAUCAAGAAACCGAUAUACCAAGCCAAUGGUCUCGCCAUCCGACACAAACAGCUUAUCGACCACUAUUACACAUCUGACGGCCUUCAUGUCGCAGUUCCAGUCGGAAGUGAGGGUACUCCAGCCUCUGAUGAGCGCAAUCAUGUGGACUGGUGUGGCAUUCACAUUGUACUUGAUGGUUUACGAACGUCUUCUCCUGCUCUGAAAUUGGCCAUUGGAACCGUAAACAUAUCCGUUUCCACUGAUAGUGGAACCAUCUGCGCAACUGCAAUAUCUGCUGAUGGGAAAUGUGUGGUAGUCAAGGCAGGAGUUGCAAUAUCACAGUCAGUUCCAAGUAUCCAGAAAAAGAACAAGAUGACCCUAAGCAUUCAAGACAAGGUCUCGGAAGAACUGCGGCGAACGUUGAAUUCUGACGGCUCUGUUAUGUGUAUUUACGCAGAUGGUAGCUCGACAACAUACUUUCCGUCUGGUGCUAUCUGCACCCUGCAAGGCGGGGUAACUUCUCAUACUGGAUUUACAGGCCAACGUUCUCGUUUUGAAGCAGACGGCUCAGUUACAAGUCUUCCAGAGAAACUGAGAAUAGCACGUGAAUCUCAUCGUGAUUUGCAUAAGUCUCAAAUAACGGCUACAAGAGAGGAUUUGGUCACUACUACAUUUGAAGGAAACACUUCUAUCGUCACUUUUGCUGAUGGGACUCGUAUGGAGUCGAGUUACACGUGUGACAUGCUUGCAGAAUUCAAGCGAUUAAUGGAUGGAGAAGAAUGGCCUAAACCAGAGACAUGUACUGUUUCUCAAAUUGGGUUUGCCACUGCUGAUUCAACGGUUACUAUAAAUCUUGAUGGAACGGCUGUAAUUCGUGUAGAACGCUUCAGAUCUGCCAUGUGUGAGAUGAACUGGAUGCAGGGCAGCAUGCGACUAGUAGAUUCCGAUGGUACGACAAUCACCUUGCCGACGACGACAGAGCCAAUAUCCUACAAUUAUGUAUCACCAAAGGUCUCAACAACGCUAGACUCGCUGGUAGCCGGGACACUGUCACAAACUCUGAUCAAACAGUCACAUCAAGUUCAGAGCCGUAUGCUCAAUGCCCCUCGGCUGUUUCUUCUCUUUGAUAACGGAACAGCCAUAGAACUAUUAAAAGAUGAUGAUUCUGCUCGAAUAAUCAAGGAAGCAUACUCGAAUUCGAAUUUGGAGGUCUCUGAAGAAGAUCUCAAGGACGGAACUGGUGCUGUAGGAGUAAACAUAGCAUCGUAUGCACCAAUAGACGGUCGACUAGAGUGGACUCGACAAUUGGUCCGAUAUCCAGUCAAACCUCACGCCAGUGGAUCACAUUCUGAUAUUAUUGUAAAACCAAGUGCUAGCCAUGUCCCCAAGAGUCACAUCAAGAAACGCAUCUAUCGACCAGCUGUAAACGAAGGAGGAUUAACGAAACGAGUCACCACUUCCAUGUUGGUGAAGGAAGGAAUUAGGGAUCAAUUAGAGGCUGUUGAAUCAGUGCCUAAAUUCUUUGCUUCUCCGGAGGGAAGUGCAAUUAGAGAAUCUGUUGCUCCUGCAGCAUCAUUGUAG